AUUCAGAUGACAUAAUACUACAGGAGAGUAUCUGGGUCCUUGUGCUCUGGUUCUGCCAGCCUGCAACUCAAAUCUCUGAGCUAGUCUGCUCCUGCAGUACUGAAGAUCGAGGUAAUCAAAACAAGAAGGGAUAAACCAGCCAACAUGAAGAGUAUCUUGAAGAGCAAAAAAGACGAGGCGCCUGAAGCUGAUCUGAGUGUAACUACCGGAGCUGUACGCUGGAAUAUUCCUGAUGAAGAUCUUCAGGUUCACAGCUCAGUUCCUAGCAAGAGCAGUCAGAGUCCUAGACAAGAGGACUUGAAGGAUCUCCGCAGCCUGCAGGAAAGCGUUAAGUUUAUCACACAGUGGAAACAGCAGGUGGAACAUGUCUGCAGGCCUGGCUCCAGUUUAGAUGAAGGCCCAAAUAUCAGUGUGCAUGCAGAGCCGCAUAGUAUGGAGCAAUGCCGCAAACUCAUUCUUGAGUGGGCAAAGGAGCUCAAGAAAGUUGACGAUUUGUUCAGUGAGGCCACAUGGCGAAAAGAAAGAAAUGCAUCGUUGGAGCAGGAAGAGAACAAGGUGGAUUCUGCCAAGAAUAUGGAGCAGAAGAUCAUGGAAUGGGCUAAAGAGCUCCAGACUGUGUGGGAGCGGCUAGGUGUGAUGAGACAAGAAUUAGCCCAGUUUCUCAAGCAGCUGGAACUGAAGAAGAGGAAAAUCUUGACUCUGUUGCCUUUUUUGGAGUUCAUAACUUGGUCUCUACUGAAACAGGACAGCCAGGGUGUUGUUCCACAGCUGUGGCUCCUCAACAAACAACGUACCUGGAAAACAGAGACACCAAAGUACAUUCCAAACUCAGUGUGGAGAUGGAUCCACAGUGCUUCAGUGGACAUCACACUGGACCCCAUGACUAACCACCCAUGGCUGCAGCUCUCAGAUGACAAAAGGAAAGUACAGGAAGCUCUGAAUGAAGCUGAAGUGUCGUACAGUACCCAGCGCUUUGACAGCUGGCCGUGUGUCCUGGGCUGUGAAGGGCUCACUUUCGGUCGGUACUAUUGGGAAGUUGAUAUUGCCAAUGAUGGCUACUGGCGUAUCGGAGUGACCACCGAAUCCUCUAAAAGGCAAGGCCGGUGUCCCAUGAACCCCUCUGAGGGCUUCUGGACAAUAUGGAGAAGUACGCGGCAGUUUUUUGCAUGUACCAAACCAGAGACUGAGCUACCUCUGUCCCUUGUGCCCAAAAAGCUGGGAGUCUACCUGGACUAUGAAGAAGGACAAUUGUCUUUCUAUAACGUAGAGACACGCACACAUAUCUUUACAUUCAUCGCAAAUUUCCGAGAAAAGUUGUACCCGCUUUUCGCACCACUGGAUGGACGCACGCUGAUCACACUGUCCUCCACAGAAGUCAAGCCAGAGGCAUCCUCUCAUGAAAAUCUACACUACUUUUAACUUGACAUAAUAGGGGACUAAAGGAUGAGAUCCAUUUAAAACUGUUGAGAUGUUUUGAUUGGAAAAUGAUGAAAUUUGACAGAUCCUCAGAUCAAUUUGGUGUUGGUGUGUUCAAAGUUUUGUGAAUUUUAAACACUGUACUCACAAUGUACAGGUUAAUUUGUCCUUGUGGUGCAUGACUAACAAUUUGAUUAUUCUGUAUUCUUUCAAUCAUUUUUGUGAGGUUUGCUUCUAAAUGAUAUUCUCCAUUUCAUCCAAAUCAAAAAUGCCUAGGAGUACAGUGAAUGAUUUUUAGAAAAUGUCUGUAUGUAAGCCAAAGAGGCAGUUGUGUGGCCAAAGGUUGCAGGUUCGAGUCUCAAGGCAGGCAGGAAUUGUAGGUGGGGGGAGUGAAUGAACAGAGCUCUCUUCCUUCAACAGCCACGACCUUGAGUAAGGCACAAAACCCCAACUGCUCCCCAGGCAGUGCAACAAAUGGUUGCACACUGCUCUGGGUUCGUUUGCAUUUGGAUGGGUUAAAUGCAGAGCACAGAUUCAGAGUAUGGGGUACCAUACUUGGCCACACGUCAUAUCACUAGCACUAAAAACAUUUGAUUCUAGCCCAUGAUUGUUAUUAAAAAUAAUGUAAAUUUGCUUACUUGCCAUGUAGUGUUGAAAGAAUGUUUACAUUUAGUGGGUGGGAUUUGGAACCAUCCUAAUAAAGUAGGUUUUGUGGUUUCAGAAGCUUUGCUGCUUAGAACCAACAAUUGUUGCUUGCUGCCAACAAUAUUUGGAGAGAUUCAAUAAAAAUUCUAUACAAGGCACA
This is a messenger RNA of Carassius carassius (crucian carp), 2221 nucleotides long. RefSeq names its product zinc-binding protein A33-like. The transcript is spliced from 11 exons. The record is from RefSeq and is a predicted model, not a curated record. Gene Ontology annotation, molecular function: protein binding. Lineage: Eukaryota; Metazoa; Chordata; Actinopteri; Cypriniformes; Cyprinidae. The coding region runs from base 145 to 1419 and encodes 424 amino acids.